CUCGGGCUCCUCCAGCGUCUGCGGGGCUUGGCGCGAUCGCCGGUGAGCGCCGAGGCCGGGACCCGGCUCUCCGCGCAGUCCCUGGCGGCUCUUCCGCUGGGAUUUCUUUCCGAGGCACCAGCGCCGGCCCAAGCCCCGGGCACGGAUUUGUCGCGUUCCUCCUUGGGUGACCCGCUGCAGUCCCCCCAGCUCGGCCCGCGCCCCCAGCGCGCAGCCCCCGGAAGUGCGUGCGGGCGGCCCUGGCGAAGAGUUUGAGAAGCCAACCGGGCCUAGCCAGUCUCAGGACCUGUACUGCUUGAUGCAAACGUUACCGGAGAUGAACUGUGCUUACCAGAGGCGCCUAUGUUCCUGACAGCACACCUCUCCCCAGAAGAGAAGAGAGGGAGGAGCCACACUGAUCAGCUGAAGCAUCUCCAGGAGGCGCCUCUGGAUGCCACGUGGAGGCUGCCCUUCCGCUGCUGCACGGAGCCUCUGACUGCCCAGUGCAUGGACAUGGCUUUGCUCAGCAACAUCCUAGCGGCCUAUUCCUUUGUCUCAGAAAACCCAGAGCGAGCAGCCCUGUACUUCGUCUCCGGCGUGUGCAUCGGGCUGGUCCUCACCCUGGCUGCCCUGGUGAUGAGGAUCUCUUGCCACACGGACUGCGGGCGGCGGCGCUCCCGGAGGUUCCUGCAGGACCAGGAGAGCAGCAGCGACAGCAGCGACAGCGAGGAUGGCAGCUCGGACUCGGCGUCUGACAUCUCGGCCAGGAGACACCGCCGCUUUGAGAGGACUUUGAACAAGAACGUCUUCGCGUCGGCGGAGGAGCUGGAGCGCGCGCAGCGGCUGGAGGAGCGGGAGCGCAUCAUCAGGGAGAUCUGGAUGAACGGCCAGCCCGAGGUGCCCGGGACCAGGAGCCUGAACCGCUACUACUAGGCGCAGGGCAGGACCCGGCACCGCCGACAGCUGCCCGCCGGCAGGGAGAAGGGCUGCAGGGAGGGUGGGCACCGAGAGCCGGGCGCAGUUCUGCUAAGGUUGCUGCGGACUCCAGAGACUAGCAGGACACCCCUGUUUUCUAGUCAGGAGGACUGAUUCCUCCUUUUGACUAAAUUUAUGGAGAAGUAGAAAAACCAAGUCGGUUCAUCAACCUUUCCAGGUCUUGGAAUGGUGCUGAAGUCCCUCUCCAACAAUGUGGAUGGGGAUUGGAGAAACAGGACUGUGGUUUCUCGUGAUUUCUGAGGAUCUCAGAAGUUUCUGCAGACUGCACUACGUGUUACUCCUUUGCAAAAGGAAAGAUGAUCAUAGCAUGAGGGCUAGAACAGCAGAGUGAACUUCACCCAGUCAACACCAUUUUCUACAUGACCCCAUGCUGUGGAGGGGAUUCUGAUCCAGAGAACAUGAUCCAUGCUCAUUAUUUAAGGCUGAUUUUUUAAAUCGUGUGUUGCAAUGGCAACGUCAUCCAUUUUUAACUGGCACCUCAGGGAUUAAAAUCCUAUUUUUUAGUAUAGUUUCCACUUCACUCAUGAAAAUGAAUAGAAUUAUGUAUUAUGGGAGAUGUGUCAGUAAACUAGACAAUGUCAGUAACCUCAGAGGAUGAAGGGUUUUAUUUUAAAUAGUUUAUUAAAAUAUAUAUAUUAAC
Molecule: messenger RNA, 1615 nt
Organism: Molossus molossus (Pallas's mastiff bat)
Lineage: Eukaryota; Metazoa; Chordata; Mammalia; Chiroptera; Molossidae
Gene: EVA1A
Product: eva-1 homolog A, regulator of programmed cell death
Exons: 4
Coding region: 343-912 (189 amino acids)
Source: RefSeq, a predicted model, not a curated record